CAUAUCUUUAAGCUGUUGGCUCAUCUGUCUUUCUUGAUUUCAACCCUGGUCUUCGAUAAGCCUCAUCCACGCCAUCACACUGACGCGCCGAGAAAAUCAUGUGCACAAUUCUACCAAUAUGGUGGCAUUUCCCUCAGCGUCUCAUGUGGUGCUCCUUGCCGUGCACUUCGCUGCCAAAUCCGACGUUGAGAGCUUGACGUCGCUCGCAGCUCAGCAUUGCAACGUCCUGCGGCAGGACUUGCUACUUCGAAUCCUACUCACCUGCCUGCCCGAGACUCUACCCACCAGCCAAUACGUGUCCCUAAUCCGACGCAUCGAGUCGGGGGCGCUCGAGACAGAUGGCGACUCGCACGGUCUCGACUGGUCUUCGGUGCAGGAUAUCACUGAUGACGAGGCCUCGAGAAAGGUUCGCAAGCUGCGCUUAUUACCCCUCGCCUGGCCCAACCCUCCGACGGGCGCGACUGAGGACCCUCUGUCCCUAUUCCUGAUACACCGUGCGUAUCGCGUCGACGGAGAGACUGGGUUGCUUGCUCAACUUCCCGACCUCAUCGUGCCCUUUCUCGACCACGCACCGUGUGUUCGGACCUGGAUGGUCUCGGUUCUCCUUCCUCUCUUCCGUCGGAACCACGUGUACUACCCGCACUGCCCCCAUGUACAGGCCCUAGCGGCUUUUGACCGUAUGAACGAUCAAGCUGCAGUUGAUCUGCUGCUGUCACAGACCGGCGCUCGCCAGGAAGACCUGUCGCAUGUCGGGAGGGACCUCAGAGGGCUGAUAGGCCCGUGGCUUUACAAUGAAUCGAGAUGGAAACGUGGCGGAGAGAAGCGGCUCCCUUCGGGGCACGAUCAGGUACCAAGUGGCGAGACGAACUGUCCGGGUUGGGAACGAGUCCUCGAGUGGAUCACAACGCAGGCAUCCAAGUCCUGGAGAGUAGCAGUCAAGGCCAUAGACCAAUGGGACGGGCCGGCGGACGUUGAUUUAGGCGGUUAUGCUUCUAUGUGGCUAGAAGACGGAGAACAAGAAUAUCUCGAGCAAAGAUACGCGCGUGCCGCACUGGCUUCGGCAUACCUAGUGCCGGAGGCUUCCGUUGAAGCGCUAACCGGUGUCAACAGCAUAAUCGCAAAGAUCAUGGCCCUGCUCGAUCAAGACCCCUGCCCUACCUUACAAGUUGCCUCGUCUUUGCUUCCCCCCUCUGCUGGCUCGAUCGGAGAAGAACUUCUAUGUGCUAAGAAUGCCACCUACAUACGCAACGACCUACUCGCUGAGUCGAAUAUACUCACUACACCCAAUGAGGCAUCGACGCGGCUGCUACACACCCUGGCGCUAAGCGCCUUCAUCCUAACUAAGGCUGAAGUUCCUUGUACUAUUCGAAGAGCGGCCGAACUCGCUUUCCUGCAGGACAAACGAGAGCAAAAAUCGGAAGCGGUCAAAUUCAUCCAUUCGGUAUGUCAUAAGGGGCCAAAAAGCGACGACAAAUACUGGAUCAGAGCUAGGAAUGAGCUUCUAUGGCUUCGGGACUGGGGCGCAGAAGAAGCCCUAGGAUCUCCGGAUGCUCGGGUUCCCGGCGUUUUCGGCCAGCUGCAGAAGGAGUUCCUCGAAACCGAAUGCCUCAGAGCGUUUCUCGGUAGUACUCGCUACUCUCUAGCUAAAUCUACAUACGAAGACACUUCCGAAAAGCCACUUAACGACGACGUCCUACGAGAAACCAUUAUCUCCACCGCAAUGAAUGCCUAUGAUAAUGCGUCUAAUCCCCACCGUGGUCGCGGUGGUUUGUUAAAAUGUGAUGAUAUAAUUCAUGCCUUCUCCAUCACUCUCGGGGAAUCCCAUCCCGCUUCUAAACGGAUAGAAGCCCUCCUGAAAGCAACACACGCACUAAGUGAAUACCGCCUUACACUGAAGAAGGGGGAACCGUUUACGCCAGUUGUGCUCCGGGUUCACGCAGAUCCCAUAUCGAUUAUCGGGAAAGUAUUGGAACAGAACCCUAGAAGCUACACCCGAAUCCAGGACUUUCUAGAAAUCGGUAUCAACAUGGCUGAGGCCGGUCUGUUAACCCACAGCCAGCCGGAUCGGCUGGGACUGGCGACAGGGCAAGCACAGCAGCGGCAAAUCGUUAAGAAACGGAUCACGGCCAUGUGCAUAGAUGCUGCUCUUCUGGAGGACGACUUCGAGACAGCGUAUUCCUUUGUCGUUAAUCGACUGGCCACGGCGGGUGAGCUACCCGAUAUGGUAGCCUGGGACGAUGAAUAUUCUUGGAAAGCCGCCCUGCAGGCUGGCAAAUACCGUCAUACGUCCCGAACCAUCAAGCCUACGCAUACCGGCACGGCCAGCGGCAACUUUGUCAUCCGACAUCUUGAGCAACGUAUGGAGUGCUUGGCCACAGCGCUUCGAGUUGCGCCCCCGGUGACCCUUCAAGAGAUUUUAAGUGUGUUCCGUAAGUGUGAAGAAGAGCUGAACGCCGCCGUUAGAGCCGAAGCGGUACAAGAGUUGGCAUGGGAUGAUCAAGGCGAUCUGCGGGCUGCGCCUGAUGCUUUUGACGGCCCGGUAUCGGACGGCGCAACAAGAAGCGCAAAUACCAGAUCCGCACGGCACGUCGAAGAGGCACCUAUGUCUCUCUUCGACUUGUCGCGUGCUAGCAUGGCCAGGGCGCAACGCAAUUUAACAGCGUUGUCGAGCUUGCAGCGAAGCGGAAAUGCCAGGUCUAGCGAAGCCCGUGACGAAGCGGACGAUGGCUCUAAUCCGUCUAGGGUGAGGAAGAGAGAUCAGUUAAGAGAUGCUGCCGUUGGAACUCUGGCAUCGGGUGUUGGUUGGCUAAUUGGGGCUCAACCUAUUGACAGAGCUGGCGAGAAGGGCUGACAUGUACCCAGAUGAAUUGUACUGUUCAUUCUACUUGAGCAGCCCCCGGCAGGGAAGGGGAGGCAGUACUCUAUGGGACAUAAGCUUACGAGCAUAUUGCCCAGUCCCAUUCCGUUCACGUAGUAUAUUUUACACACAUGGGCAGAGUGCGACAGUCGGACAUGGCCUCCAGCUGAUGAUGCCCCAAAAAGGUAUUCGGUAUGAUCCGGAUUCAUUUAUAAACCCAGGACCUGCGGCCCUUGAUAUAACACCAACAUAACAACACCACCCUCUUGUCGGUUACGCGAACAUCUAUGCCCACAUCCCA
Molecule: messenger RNA, 3158 nt
Organism: Durotheca rogersii
Lineage: Eukaryota; Fungi; Ascomycota; Sordariomycetes; Xylariales; Xylariaceae
Product: secretory pathway Sec39
Exons: 3
Coding region: 119-2851 (910 amino acids)
Biological process (GO): retrograde vesicle-mediated transport, Golgi to endoplasmic reticulum
Source: RefSeq, a predicted model, not a curated record